This is a messenger RNA of Gasterosteus aculeatus aculeatus (three-spined stickleback), 1739 nucleotides long. RefSeq lists its product as uncharacterized. Lineage: Eukaryota; Metazoa; Chordata; Actinopteri; Perciformes; Gasterosteidae. The record is from RefSeq and is a predicted model, not a curated record.
CUCCUCCUCCUCCUCCUCCUCCUGCUGCUGCCUCACGGCACCGAUCACCCCUCAUGCGGCACUGCUUUGUUGUGGGUACACCAGCCGCACUGCACGUACACCCAGAAGGUUAUGACGAGGUUAUUUCUACUCAGACUGCAGCAGGAUUCGUUCACGCGGUCGGGGAAAGUCGGUCUGCAGCAACGAGGAAAACCGCUCAGCCGAGCGCACAAGAAACGCGCAAAGCGCCGGUUUGCACGCGCCGAGGAUUUCUGCACGGGUCUCCCGGUGUUCUCCAUCUCUGCUUCAUCGAGGGACAGAGAGGACACGGCGGAGGGAGGAGCAUCCAUGAGAGACGCGCUGAACGGGGCACCGCUUCAGUAUCACGGUUGUGUCGGGGUGCAGCCAUGGAUGCUGGGAAGCUGGAGCGGCAGGUGGCCAGUGUGGAGAGAGGCAUAGCCUUCCUGAAGCAGGAGCACCUGGCCAUGCUGGCGGGUCUGCAGCUGGAGAUCACGCACCUGAGGAGGCGCUGUCAUGAGCUAACGUGUGAGCUGGACUCCAGGUUUCCUGACAGAAGCACAGAAGAGGAAGAAGCAGAGCUGGCAGCACGCUGCGAGGCUGCACAGCGUCUCCUCCAGGAGCAGCAGUGCAUGAUGGUCACCACGCGCGGCGAGCUACGGGCCGGCCGGGCGCGGGCAUCGGCGCUGGGAAGGAGCCUGCGAGAGGAGGAGCGGCAUUUCCUGGAGGAACUGAAACGCCGCAGCCACAAGAUCACGCUACUGAGUCGAGAGCUGCACCGCCAAAAUGUCACCACCACGACCCUCUGCCACGAGCUCCAUACCGCGCGCUUGAAACUUUACCAGCAGCAGCGCGGCACGGAGUCCGGGGCCGAGGGAGAGGAGGAACCCAGGACAACGGAGGAAGGAGAAGAAGACAGGGAUGAUGAAGGAGACGAAUGUGAGGAGGAUGAAGAUUAUGAGGAGGAGGGCUCAGACUGGCUCCUGUCACCGCCCCCCCCGGCCUCCCCUAGCCAACGAGAGGCGAGACACAAGAGGCGCGUGAGGGAGGACAGGGUUAGAGCUUGUGUCCCCCAGGAGAGAGUGACGUCACCGCAGAGGCCGCAACCUAUGCCUGACCCCGCCGUCUUCUUAGUGCCGCUCAGGUACCGCCUCCUUCGCUUGAGUCAGCCAAUCAGAACUCAGCAUGGGGAGGGGAUGGAGGACGAGUGGGAGGACAUAGAGGACAGCAGGGUGCACAGGAGGGUGGACAUGGGAGCAGGAGAGGGAGAAACUGCUCUGUGAGAAAGACAACGUGGUCUUCCAGCAGGUUUUCGGCCAAAAUCAACCAACAACUCAAGGCUUUUUUUGAGAAAAAAAGCUUAACAAGAUGUAAACUUGUGAUUGUCCGUAGAUUUCAGGAUGUGAGUUAAAUAUUUAGAAGUUAGCUGCACAAACGUAGGUGAUCACAACAGCGUAUUAACCGAAACUGUCGCAUUUAUGGAACAACCUGUGCUUGGGAAAUGUAAAGGUAAAAAAGACUGGAUAAUGAUACUGUUUCAUAUGGAUGCCUUUUGAUUUUAACACUAUUGGUCACAGCUUUUGCUUUGUAAUUCGUAGCCUUGCCAUGAAUACUGUGAACAAACCGUACUUUUGACGUACGUGAUAACCUGCUUUUUCAAUCUAGAAGGCUUAAGGACAUUUUGUGUGAUUUGCACUUUAUUAAAUUCAUGCAAUGUGCCUAUAGUCAAUGGAAGAGAAUUA